Schistosoma spindalis is the source of this 3105-nucleotide messenger RNA. The record is from the annotation of a GenBank genome assembly. NCBI's taxonomy places the organism in Eukaryota, Metazoa, Platyhelminthes, Trematoda, Strigeidida, Schistosomatidae.
AUACGUCAAGGCUGUGAAAGGUCGAUCGGGUGAUACAUUGGGCGACUGGUCGCAUUUAUAAUGAUUGACUACAGGGUCUUGUGAGCCUUCUGGUGGUUUCGUCAGCACAUCAUUUGUCAUACGUUGGAUUUAUAUCUUGAAGUAUACUAUCAAACAGCGGAUAUGAUUCAGGACUCCGAACCUCAGAAGCUGCUCUCCAGCAAUGCCGAUCCUGUAAGAUCUAGUGCAAUGCAAAAGAAAAUACGACGAAAGUAUUUUAAAGAUGAUGCUGUAAUUAAAGCUUAUAAGUGUGAUUUAAUGAGUCAGAAUAUAAAUACUCCUGUUAAGCUAUACGUUUGUCAUUCGGCCUUAAAUCUUGUCCAUCGUCCGAAGCGAAAAAUGCUGACAGCACUUCUCUACAAUCAAAUCGCUGAACUUAAAGUCCAAAAUGAACACCAUGUAAAUAUACAUACCACUAGCAACGAGACGUACACUUUGGCUAACUUUGAACGACCAGACUCAGCUAUAGCUUUUCUACGCAAUUAUUGGGAGGUCAUUUUAAAAGAAAAGUGUUUUUCUACAUCGUAUGGAAGUUCUCCAGCUAACAGAUUAUUUGCUAACAAUAAUAAUAACACUAAUGAUCCUUUAACUCACCCAAAUGCAAUUAUAAGUGAUCUCUACAAUCGUUUGCUGAUUUCAAAAGGUUCAACUACUGUCAGUUUAACAAGUACCAGUGGUGGUGCCACAGGAAGUAUUAGCAAUAGUGAAACGGAUAGCGUCGUCGGUGUAAAAAAGCAAGAAUCUUCAAUUCGUAAAUUCAGUCUGAACGUUCGUAAACCAUCUUCCAUUGAAUUAAAUCAUUUAAAUGAAGAAACAACAAAUAAAAAUGUCGAUAUUGGAUCCAAUGUUGUUACUCAAUGUAAUGAUGAUUCCAAUACUACCAGCCCAGUUGUAAAUAAUCUAUAUUCCACUUCAACCCCUUCAAAUAUCCCUAUGAAACGCAAUAAUACUUCAGUUUAUCAACAUACUAAACCUUACAACAACGAAACAGUCAAUACUAAUAAUAUUAAUAAUAGUAAUAAGUUUGAUUUUAAUAGACCAAAUGUUACCAUUUCAACUGAUUGGAAUUGGUGGCCAUUUAAUGUCCUUACCUAUCUGUUUCAUGCUUCUCCUUCACAAAGAUUUACCAUGAUGAUUGCAUAUGCCAUUUUAGGUUUUUUGUUUUUGUCAACAAUACAUCUUUAUCAUCGAUUAGCAUUAAUUGAUUUACAAACUGGUCCAGCUAUACGUCGUGCUGGAAUUAAUCAUCCAUCAUCUACAUCUACUUUAGAAUUGCAUAAUUUAGAAGCACAAUUAACUCAUUUAACUCAACUUGCUUCAAAAAUGGUUGAAGCUCUUGGUCAUUUAACAUCAGAAUUAAAUAGUUUUGUGUUAUAUUCUAAUCCAGAGAAAUUUUCACCAGAUCAAUCAACUUUAAAUACAUGAUAUUAUUGUAUACAAUAUAUUAUUAUUAUUAUUACUAUUAUUAUUAUUAUAUGUCUCGUCAUAUUGUUGCAUUUCAUUUCAACAGUUUUGUUUGUUGAUUUCUCUUCGUUUGUUUCAACUAAUAUGAAACCAUUCAACAUGAUCAGAUCAAAACAUGCGCGCAUACGCACACAUACACACACACACAUAUAUAUACACAUACAAGCGUAUUCCAGUGUUAUCAUCUAACAAGUUAACGUAUACACUUGUUUUUGUACAUAUCCUUCCUUAUGAAUGUAUUUCUUCUUUUUGUUUUUAUGUAUAGUCCAUUAUUAUUUGUCUAAACAGUAUCUACAAUUUAUCACAUUAUAUUGAUCUCAUGAUUUAGAAAAGAAAAACAAAAAAAAAGAAUAAUACUCUCCAUUACUACUACUACCCUUUUUUUAUCCAUUUUUUGUUUCUCCUUUCAAAAAAUUAUGCACUACUACCUCUCUUUUCGAUUUUGUUAUUCAUGUAAUAAAAAGUUAAUUGUGUUGUUACCAUUAUCUCACAAUUUUCUAAUGUGGUUCUAUAUUUUCAUUAUAUACUAUCAUUAGUUAUAAUAGUAAUAAUAAAAGGUGGUACCACACAAUGUUUCAUUCCUUCUCUUUUCUUUGAUUUUCCCUGUCACUUUUUCAUCUCUCUCUCUCUCUCUCUGUUAUGUGCUAUACAUAUUGACUUGUAAUUCUAAUAACAAGUACGUUUACACCAUAAGCUCAGAAUAAUAUUUCUUAUUUAUGCCUAUAUUCUACUCUAUUUAACUUACCUUUUAGAGAGAUGCACAAAAUGUACAUGUUAACGUGUUUGCUUACUCUAAUCUAUGUAGUGCAUGUGUGCAUGCAUUUCUGUUCUCUUGUUCUAAUGUAGGUGUCUAUCUUAUUUUUUCCAAUUUAAUGUUUAUCCUAUCAGCUAUACAUAGAUGACUAGAGUUUGAUCUGGAUCAAUCGGCUGUUGCGAAUUUCAUUCUUAUCAAGUAGUUUGUUUCUAAAAGACUUUUAGGAUUAAUUCAUCUAUUUGAUUGUUAUUGUAAUUUCAUAUUCAAUCUCUCCUUCUUUGUAUUCUCUACGAUAAUAAGUCUUUCAAUAUGAAACUUGACUACCAUUUUAUUUUCACUAUUACUACCACUACUAACUACUACUACUACUACUAAAUACUGUGUACGUUUGUGUCCCAAGUUUCUGUGUAAUAAUUAAUUUUUUGUUUGUUUACUACCAUAAUUAUUAUUCUUGUUGAUAUUUUGUUCUUGUUCUCGGUAACUUUCUUUAUCUGAUUUCGGUAUUUCAUUUCUUCUUCUCUCCUCAUCCUCCUCCCUCACGUCCUACAACAAACUCUUUAUUUGUUGUUGUUGUUUGUUUGUUUAACUCAUCUUUCCAGUUGAAAAAGAUGUAUUGUUAUUGUUGUUUUCUCUGUUUGUUUGCUUCUUUGUCUUUUUUUCAAGGUAAAGUGAUUAUUCGUUCUUGUUAAGUCUAGUUCAUCUUUCCAUUGAUGUUGACUUACAUGUUUAUCAUUAUAAUUAAUGAUAAUAUUUGUACUGAUUACUAUUAUACAUACAUAUGUUGUAUGUAUUGUAAACAAAAUGACAAAUCCGAUUUUAUCAGUAAUAAAGUAAUUUAAAUUAUAUUA